Molecule: messenger RNA, 1907 nt
Organism: Rubroshorea leprosula
Lineage: Eukaryota; Viridiplantae; Streptophyta; Magnoliopsida; Malvales; Dipterocarpaceae
Source: the annotation of a GenBank genome assembly
GGCAAGUUGCUGCAACUUGAUAACUUUACAACCUCAUCGAUCAGACAUCAAUGGCUAUUUUCCCUUCAAUGAAUGGAUUUUGAAGGAAGACAAAUGGGAUGUUCAAGACUGCUUCUGAUCUUGUUUUUCUCUGUUUUUCUCAUAAGUCUCAUUUCCGCUGCAGAUCUCAACUUCCGGUUUGCUUGUGUUAACAAUGGCAACUUCACCACCAACAGUACUUACGGUACCAACCUCAACCGUCUGUUUUUUCAGCUGUCCACCACGGUGGAUUUCAGUUAUGGGUUCUACAAUUUGUCCGUUGGUCGGAGCCCUGACCAGGUUAAUGCAAUCGGACUCUGCAGGGGAGACCAAAUGGAGGACGUUUGCAGAAGAUGCCUGAACGAGACCGUCUCCGAGCUCCAGCAGCAAUGUCCCAACUACAAAGAGGCGAUCGGAUAUUCGGAAUUCUGUACGCUGCGCUACUCAGAUCAACAACUCUAUGGAUCCAUGAAAGGCAGUCCUUACUUUGCAAUUUCUAAUGUUAGCAGCACAUCGGAUGUUGACGGGUUCAAUCAAGCUUUGAUCUCCUUGUUGACUGAUUUGAGCAGUCGUGCGGCAACCGGAGGCUCUCUUCGCAAGUAUGCAGCGGAUAACGUGACGGGUCCGGGUUUCUUUCUGAGAAUUUACGCACUCAUGCAGUGCACUCCCGAUCUGUCUCAGCAAAAUUGCAGCGAUUGUCUGACAUUGGCAACCGCUAAGAUCUCUUCUUACUGCUACGGGAAGAUCGGAUGCAGAGUUCUGCAACCCAGCUGUAAUUUGAGAUACGAGAUCGACCCAUUUUUUGCAGCCGUAGAUGACAUUCCCCAGCCAUCACCGCCGCCAUCCUCACCUCGGCCAACAGAAGGAAUUGGAAAUGGAAAUGGGAGCAAAACAACUCGAACAAUCAUCAUGGCUGUAGUUGCUUCUGUUGUCGGCUUUUUGUCACUUCUCCUCUGCAUUUGGAUCUGUUUAAGAUGCAGAAAGCCAAGGGAAAAUGAGGAAUAUCCUACCAAGUGCACACAAUUGGAUUGGGAAAGGCGUUACAAAAUCAUUGAAGGCAUAGCUCGUGGCCUUCUUUACUUGCAUGAGGAUUCUCGUCUUCGAAUAAUUCAUCGUGAUCUCAAACCAAGUAACAUUUUAUUAGAUGAAGAUAUGAAUCCUAAAAUUGCAGAUUUUGGCAUGGCAAGAUUAGUUGUAAGAGAUGAAACACAAGCCAAUACUAGUAGAGUUGUGGGAACUUACGGAUACAUGGCUCCAGAGUAUGCAAUGCAUGGACAAUUCUCAGUAAAGUCAGAUGUAUUUAGUUUUGGUGUGCUACUUCUAGAAAUUGUUAGUGGCCAAAGAAAUAGUUGUUUUCGAAAUGGGGAGAACAUAGAAGACCUACUAAGUUUUGCGUGGACAAGUUGGAGGGAAGGGGCAGGAUUGAAUCUCCUAGAUCCAACUUUGAGAAAUGGUUCAACAGUUGAAAUGAUGAGAUGUAUCCAUGUUGGCUUGCUAUGUGUUCAAGAAAAUGUUGCUCAUAGACCAACCAUGGCUUCAGUUGUUCUCAUGCUUAGUGACAAUUUAAUUAGUCUCACAUUGCCCUCUAAACCUGCAUUUUUUGUGCACAGCACCAUUGCAUCAAACAUGCCAUCCUCAUUUGGGUACAAUUCACGGGUACAAGACUCGAAGAGAUCAGAGGAACAAUCAGUCCCUUUGUCAAAUAAUGAUGUUUCAAUUACAGAGCUAUGUCCUCGAUAGUUUUUGAGAUUCAAAGGUACAAUUAGAUUCAUAUUGUCAACCCGAUUCAAAAUAAUGCUAGAAUUCACUUGUUAGAUGUAUUGGUAUCUGAUACUUGUUUUUGUAAGAAAAACUACUUCCAAUCACAAAAAUACAGUAUGUUUUGAUUU